This is a messenger RNA of Vigna unguiculata (cowpea), 1519 nucleotides long. RefSeq names its product electron carrier/iron ion-binding protein. Lineage: Eukaryota; Viridiplantae; Streptophyta; Magnoliopsida; Fabales; Fabaceae. The record is from RefSeq and is a predicted model, not a curated record.
CCCUGACCAUUUGUUUUUAACUUUUUAUCAUUGAGUUCAGUUUGAGGGUUCCAAUUUUCAUUUUCAAUUUCAAAUUCGCGCGUAUAAGAAAGGUGAAGGUGGGUGUUACCGUAUUCUAUGGCUACACCCAACAACAACAACGCUACGCCAAAGCCCGGAACCUUAGGCGUCAGUGUAACCCCUACUCCGCCCAAGUCUCAACGCGGCCACAACAAGCCCAAGUGCAAACAGUGUGGCAAUGUCGCUCGUUCAAGGUGUCCCUAUGAAUGUUGCAAGAGAUGCUGUUCUAGAAAUCAAAAUCCUUGCCACAUCCAUGUGUUAAAAGCUAAUUCGACGUUUCCGGACAAGACACCCUCAUCCGGUACCUCUUCACAUGACCACCAGCCCUUAGAACCACCUCAAUCAACAAGUGCAGGAAGAGUUGCAUCACUUCGACAACUUUCUAAUAGUUUUGCUCAGUUCAAUAAUUUACACCUUUCACUGCGUUCGAAGAAGCCAUUGACUAGAAAGGAUGCUGUAGCUAUCAACGAAUGGAGAUUUGCCAAGUUACAGGAAUACAAGGAACGGAAUAUUGAAGUGGAAAAUGAAGCUUUUGACCGAUACAUGCAGAAUGUUGAUUUACUGGAAGAAGUAUUAGCUGUGAAGUCGUUGGAUGAUGAUGAUGUAUCCUCUGCUUUGGAUUCUAAUCCUAGUCCAAUGGAGAGCAAUGAGACAAUGAUCCCUGAGUUCAAAUUGCAGCUAAGAUCAAACUCUACGAGAAGUGAUGGUUUGAGAACGAGAAUACAACAAAUUGUAGAUGAGGGAUUAGAGAAGCUCGAGAAAAGUGCUGUAGAUGGUGACACGAAUGAAUCAAUUGAUGAUGAAGGUAAUCAAGCUUCAAAAAGGGGAAAGGGAAUUGACAUGGGAAUUGAAAUGGAAAGGUUAUCAGCUAUAAGUGAUCUUAUGGAUAAGAUUAAUAAAGCCCGAACUGUGGAGGAUUUAAAGUUGUGCUUAGAGAUGAAGUCCCAAAUCUUCAAUUUUCACGAAGGCUCUUGCUCGAUAGAUCUUAAAGACAAUGAAAUUAUUGAGAAUGAAACUGCUGAAAGUGAGGAGGUACCAGAUCUUAAAGAUUUGGAUUUUACUUUACCGAAAUAUGUUACCACCGCCGAAGUUGAUCAAGAAACUCUCAACAUGAUAGACAAACACUUUUGUACCUUUGCGGAUGUGGAGCACUUAUGAGGCCAGAUUUCUUAAACGUGGAGAUUUACCUUGAAGGACACAAAUAUAAAUGUUGUGUUCUAGGAAGAUGCCCUUUAAUUAAUGUUUUAAAAAUAAAUCUGCACACAUAAACCGGUUGAAGUGUGAACAGAUUAUAUUCAGUUUCUACGUUAUUCAUUUCAAUUGCGGAUUUGAUUUAUCAAAUCAUGACUUGAAAAGUUUGCUGUUUGAAUUUGGUGAACGUUAACAUCUCAUUCAAUUCUAAAGACAUCGGCUACAAUGUCAAGACUAUAGUAAUUGAAUAGAUGAGUAGUUUCCACUA